This is a messenger RNA of Hevea brasiliensis (rubber tree), 2003 nucleotides long. RefSeq lists its product as uncharacterized. Bases 555 to 1892 code for a protein of 445 amino acids. Lineage: Eukaryota; Viridiplantae; Streptophyta; Magnoliopsida; Malpighiales; Euphorbiaceae. Gene Ontology annotation, biological process: mRNA splicing, via spliceosome. The transcript has 6 exons. Gene Ontology annotation, cellular component: U2-type spliceosomal complex. The record is from RefSeq and is a predicted model, not a curated record.
ACAACGCACCAGGACAAGAUUUUUCCUUGAUCGACUACCAUUUUUUUUUUUUUUUUGUCGUUUUCAAGGGUGAAUUGGAUCCUCAAGUUCUCAUUUCUCAGCCCUUUCCUUCUUGAAAAGAGAACUUGUAUUCUCCACCCCUUUCAUAUCCUCUCCAGAUCUAAGAAAUUUUCCAGAGCAGAAGAAUUUUGCCCCGAAUACAGCGGAGAAAAGGGUAAAGGGUUUUGGUAAACCAGAGCAUUAAUCACGCAAUUUGUGAAGAGGAAAGAGGAAUGAGAAUUCUCCACCUUUUCAUGUCACUGAAGCAAUAUGCUUUUUGGUUUUUGUGCUGCUCUUGGAAGCAUUUUCUUGGGAUGCUUUUAGUCUUUGAUUAACCUAAAUAGGGUUCUACACUGUUUGAUGUGUUGUUCUAAAGGCAAUAGUUGUCUACCACAACGAGUUUGAAGCAUCACUACAAAAAUUAAGGGAGCUAAGGCUUACUUUUCUCAAGAGGAGCCUGACAUUCGAAAAAGCAAUACGAGAGAGAACUUGAGAGUGUGCAAAAGGUGUUAAAAAUGGCGUUGAAGUUUCUGAACAAGAAGGGAUGGCACACGGGGAGCUUGAGGAACAUAGAGAAUGUGUGGAAGGCUGAGCAGAAGCAUGAUGCUGAGCAGAAGAAAUUAGAAGAGCUGCGCAAGCAGAUUCAGGAAGAACGUGAGCGCUCUGAGUUUCGCCUUCUCCAGGAACAAGCCGGUCUCGUUCCGAAGCAGGAGAGAUUGGAUUUUCUUUAUGAUUCUGGACUGGCUGUUGGAAAGGGCAGUAGUUCUGGUGGAGGAUCUGGAGUAGCAUUCAAGACACUUGAAGAAGCUGUUCCCAACAACAGCAAGGCCACGGAUACAUCAUCUUCUACUGCCAAGCAGUCCUCUGCCCCAGGAGCCUUAUUUGAGGACAAGCCUCACUCUGCCAAUGAUGCUUGGAGGAAACUCCAUUCUGAUCCUUUGCUUUUGAUUCGCCAGCGGGAGCAAGAAGCCCUUGCCCGUAUCAAGAACAAUCCUAUUCAAAUGGCCCUCAUUCGCAAAUCAGUUGAAGCAAACAAAGAGGAGAAGGCUCUCCAUAAAAAGGAACACCGAAAGAAGAACAGUCACAGUAAUGCAAAACAUCUCAAGCAUUCAUCAUCCAAAGAGCAAUCAGAUUCAGACGAUGCUCAUGACAGAAGUGAAAAGAGGAGAAAGACUGGCAAGCAUAAACGCACUAAGCAUGAUGACCAUUAUUAUAAAGCACAAGUGGUUUUGGAUGACAAAUUAGGUGAAAGAGAAAGUCAAAGAAUAAAGAACAGCUACAAGGCUUCCAACUACAGAAAGCAAUCUCCCAGUGGCUUCUCAAGCUCAAAAAUUGCGCAAAGUGAUGGUCAAGAUGCUGUCAACAAGAAUCAUGACAAGUUGAAUGGUGAGCAGCAUUCCUUCAAAGAUCAGACAGAACCUGAUGUUGAUAGAAAGGAAAGGGAACCCAGAAGUUUUAACUAUAGAAAUGAAAGGGAAACCAGAAGAUUUAGUGAACCAAGAUCUUAUGAUUCAUCUAUGUCAAUCCGCCAUGAUUCACGUCAUAAGCGCCACGGUGUUGCUCCUAAACUUUCAGAAGAAGAACGAGCUGCCAAGUUAAGGGAGAUGCAAGUGGAUGCUGAGUUGCAUGAGGAGCAAAGGUGGAAGCGCUUGAGGAAGGCUGAAGAGGAUGAUAAAAGGGAAGCUACCCGUGCUAGCAUAUCUGGUGGCAGCAACUUCCUGGAUGCAGCUCAGAGAAGUGUGUAUGGCACUGAGAAGGGGGGAAGUUCCACCAUAGAGGAGAGUGUCCGUCGUCGAACAUAUUAUUUGCAAGGAAGGUCUGAAGCUGGUGAUGGCAAUUCUUUUCGGCGAUAAUGCUCUUGUAUCUUAUUUAUGUUUUUUUCCUGUUGUAACAUUUCCAGGUGAGUUCUCGCGGCCUUCUGCAUAUUACUUUAUCUCAUAAUAUUGACAUGGUAUCUUAUUUGA